AUGUUGGCAAAGGCGGACGAACUUGCUUUGAAGUUAGGUUUGACAGACUUCAAGCGUUCAGUCGGGUGGCUGAAUCGUUUCAAGGCUCGGCAUGGAAUAUCCAGCCACAAGAUAGUCGGCGAAAGUGCGUCGGUUGAUCCGAAGUCUGUAAGUGAGUGGUUGCCCUUGCUUCAGAACAUCCUCAGCCGAUACCAGCCUCGAGACGUUUACAACGCAGACGAGCUCGGGAUGUUUUAUAACCUCUUGCCAGACCGUACUCUUGCGGUGAAAGGGGACGUAUGCAAGGGUGCGAAGAGGAGCAAGGAGCGCCUCACAGCCCUCCUUUGCUGCAACAUGGACGGCAGCGACAAAAUGAAGCCCCUAGUAAUAGGAAAGUCAAAAAAACCGAGAGGUUUCAAGGGGAACAUUCUUCAUUGCGACUACGACUUCAACAAAAAAGCGUGGAUGAAUGCAGCAGUUUUCACGAAGUGGCUUCGCAGCUUUGAUGCGAAAAUGGAUGUGAUGAAUAGGAAAGUUGUCCUGUUCGUCGACAAUUGCCCUGCACAUCCUCCGCUCGAUAAUCUCAGAAAUAUUGAGCUGGUGUUCUUGCCUAAGAACACCACCAGCGUGCUUCAGCCUCUGGACCAGGGGAUAAUCCAACAGGUGAAACUGAAGUACCGGGAAAUGCUUGUGCGGAGCAUGGUGUUGCAGCAUAACAUCGGGAAAGAGAUAAAGAAGUGGGACAUGUAUAGGGCAACGGAAGCAAUUGUUACCAGCUGGAGGGCAUUGAAACCAGAAGUAAUUGCCAACUGUUUCCGACACGCCAACUUCGUCACACCAGUCGACGAUGUGCCUCUCGCUGUCACCAACCCUGAAAACCCUGACGACACUGACGACCCACCCACAGUGGACGCCGAGCCCCAGCCGGGCCCCUCGACGAAGCCGCAGCAUCAGAUUUUCACUCUGCCAUGCGACGACGAAUUGUGGCAGCAAUUGGCCCCAGACUGCACGUUUGCAGAGUUCGUGACAGCGGAUGACAACGUUGCAGUUUGGGGUACACAAGAUGAUGAUUCCGAUGACGUCAAGGGGCAGGAGCCGAGCGAUGAAGAGGAGGAGGAGGAGGAGGGGGAGGGGGAGGGAGAAGCAGAAGAGCCAGAAGUUGUGCCGACGACGAGAGACGUCCUCAAAGCUGGGGAUGUCUAUGAAUAUCUUCUGAGGCGGCAUGCUCACCUGGCGCCGAGAGACGUGUCUGGCAGGCAUCCGGCGCAGGGGGACGAAUGGUGA
Bacillus rossius redtenbacheri is the source of this 1263-nucleotide messenger RNA. RefSeq names its product tigger transposable element-derived protein 6-like. Gene Ontology annotation, molecular function: DNA binding. The transcript has 2 exons. Gene Ontology annotation, cellular component: nucleus. The coding region runs from base 1 to 1263 and encodes 420 amino acids. Lineage: Eukaryota; Metazoa; Arthropoda; Insecta; Phasmatodea; Bacillidae. The record is from RefSeq and is a predicted model, not a curated record.